ACCGAGUGAUUAUCUGUGAAAAAAGCUAUCGAUACGGUAGGGGGUAUGAUGAGAUGGAUGUCUUGGUAUGGUACCGGUAUGGAAACCUGCACUGGGUGGAAUGGAAUUUGGCGGGUGUAUUGGAAUUGCCGGGGGUUCGUCUUUUUUUAUAUUUAUUUAUUUAUUUAUUUCUGUUUUUGGUUUUUUACUUUAUGGUGAUGGGUUGUCGUGAUGGGUGUAUAUUGCAGUAAUGUACGAUUCGUACUCUACCGGUGUCUGUGGUGCGUCUCUCGAUUAUGGGACGGGAUGGACCCCUUUUUCUCUCCGGAGGACUGGUGCGGUUGUUCCCCGCGAGCGUGGAGUGAUGUGGAAUGCUCGAGUGCCCGGGGGUGGUGGUAUCAUACUGUGGUGGAGGUGUACUCAAUGUUCUACAAUAUCGUGGCGCAUUAAGGAGAAAGGAAACCCUAACUGUAGAACUCGACACCUUCGAAAGGCAUAAAAUUGUUACAUUAGAGCUCGAGCGCUGGGUCGCGCAGCAUCUUACAGUGAACGGGACUAUGAUAACACUGACAUAACCGGGCUUAACCCAGUAGCUUACAAUUGAAAUAACAACCACUCCAUUAACUGCACCACUCGCCAUACUGGUAUUUCCCUCUCUCUAGGGAGAAUAAAAACACUGUACAGUGUACGCUUUUCGCAGAGAGGAAAAGAAAAAGAAGAAUGAAAAGCCCCCCCCCCAACCAUAAUAAACACAAGGAAGAGAAAAGAAAGCUAAAAACGCCGGAGAGUAGUAGUGUAGCGUAUCAUAGAAAUUUCCCGCGGACGGAGGUACACGCAAAGGGGGCAGGGGGAAAAAUAGAAAUAAUGAGAAAUACUAUACAGGUAGGUAGGUAGACACACAAACAACCUUUCAAAUAAGGAAAUACCAACGUUAGAAAUGUAAAGAGUCGAAAGAAAAGAAAGCAAUUGUCAAUGGAUCAAUCCGCGCUUUCCCAUUUCCUAUCCCCCACUCUACCAUAGUUCAAUCCCGCAACGUUCACAAACCCGAGCGCUAUACUCAAUUACUCCCUGCGGACUAGAAAGUCCGCCUCUUCAAACUCAUCCCUUUCGCUCAUGACGACAUCCCCUCCCGCUUCCUUCCUACCAAUCGCAGCAUGGAACCUCCUGCGCAGGGACCUUGGCAUGGCGAUUUCCUUCCUGACAACCUCGGCUGGGGCGUUCUCCUUCCCUUCCACCUCCUCUUCGAACUCCCGCUUCUUGCUGGGGCUUCCGGGGGCGACGGUGGCCAAAGACUUUGGUAGCUUUGCGAGAGCACCGUUGUUAUUGUUGGAUUUGGUGAGGGUGAAGGUAUUGAAUUUGUAGCUUCCGGACUUGUACCCUUCAGGAACGCUUUUGCGGACUCGCAUGCCCACGGUUAGGAGGGAAGACUUGAUGGGUGUCGGGACCUCAGGCGCGGCGGUGGUAGUAGCGGUGGCGGCGAAGCGGGAGGAUGGGGUGAAGAACGAGGUGAUGGUGGAUUGGGAGGUGAGGUUUUGACGUUUGCGGGGGGUGGAUAGCGUGGACAUUUUGAGUUGUAGUACGAUAGUUGUAUGAUAGUGUAGAUUCCCUUAUUUUGGGGGGAGUAUCUCUGUGAGGCGCAGGAAGCGGUCGACUAGGUUGUAGUGGUAGUGGUGCAGUGGUGGUAGUGGUGGCAGUGGAAGGAAGUAAGGAAGAGUGUGUGAAAAGGGACAGAGGACGGGUAAAUGACUGGGGGCGGGAGCUCGCGACAAGGGUUGUUUACCCAACCAAGCCAAACACUGGGCUGCAAGUCAGGCCGUUGUCCGGGGAACCUCUCUCCUGCCGAGAAGAGGGAGGCUAUCAUACGACAGCCAUUACCUAAAUGUGGGCAGGUUGGUUACCCGGCCCGGCUAUUGCUUUCUGGUCUUUUCGAACAGAACACCUAAAAAGAAAAGAGCUAUCAUACUACUAUAAUCUUGGCGAGAGGGUUUUGGCGCAAGCUGGCCUUUUUGUCUUCCCGAGCCUCACCAUAAAUCAAAGUAGAUUUCCCACCACCUUUUCCUUUUUUAAAAAAAUACGCUUCUCUCGCCUUUUUUAGAAAACCAGUUCUCUCUCUUUCCUCUUCCCCUCCUUCUCAUACGUUACGCGCCCCACGUUGAUCGUUCGCCCCACACUCUGAGUAGCAGCGGACCCUGAAUUUCACUGCUCGGAGAAGGACAGGAAGAACAGCGAUACCAACGAUCCACAUACCGGUACCCCAUUCGUGGGAGCCCUGGUGACAACUAUGCGCCCAAUAUCUGCGCCGCCAGUAGCCCUAACGGGUCUGCUACUACUAUCCAUCUCCUCCUUAGCAUCUGCCUCGGCCGCCGUACUGGGAAUAGACUUUGGCCAGGAAUUCAUAAAAGCGGCGCUGGUCAAGCCCGGAAUCCCCCUCGAGAUAGUCUUGACGAAGGACACCAAGCGCAAGGAGGCCGCAGCUAUAGGCUUCAAGCCAGCUAGCAACGGCGAAAAGGGGGAAUUUUCAUACCCGGAACGACUGUACGGCGCCGACGCGGUCAACCUCGCAGCUAGGUUCCCGCACGAUGUCUACCCGGGUUUGAAGAAGGUUAUGGGUCAGCACAUCACGGAUGGCUCGGUCGCCGCGUAUUCAAAGAGGAAUCCCGCGCUCUCGGUUGUCCCGAACAUUUUCCGGUCUACGGUUGCGUUCCAGAGUUCGUCGGCGCCGCCUGUGGAUAAUGGUGUGGGGGGGUUCACGGUUGAGGAGCUCCUGGCUAUGCAGUUCAAGUCAAUUGUGCACAAUGCGGAAGCUUUGGCGGGAGCGAACACGAGGAUUAGGGAUGUGGUGUUUACGGUUCCGGCGUUUUUGAAGGCCGAGGAGAGGAGCUCUCUUAAGCUUGCCGCUGAGCUUGCUGGAUUGAAGGUUAUGAGCUUUGUUUCGGACGGGUUGGCUGUUGGUAUCAAUUACGCUACCACUCGUACUUUCAAUGAGGGCUCGCCCGAGUAUCACAUUGUUUACGACAUGGGCGCGGGGUCGACUACGGCUACUUUGUUGAGGUUCCAAGGCAGGAGUGUAAAGGAUGUUGGGAGGUUCAAUAAGACAGUCCAGGAGGUCGCGGUUCUUGGCAUUGGCUACGACGCUGAGCUUGGUGGAGAUCUCUUUAACCAGGAGGUUUUCGAAAUCCUUCUGGACGACUUUGUAAAUAACCCUAAGGCAAAGGAGCUCCUCAAGGAGGACCUGGACCUCAAGAACACUGUUCGCACCAAUGGCCGGGCUGCAUCUAAGCUCUGGAAGGAGGCCACUAGAGUCCGGCAGAUUCUCUCCGCCAAUGCUGACACCGUUGCUUCUAUCGAGUCAUUAUACAAGGAUAUUGAUUUCCGCUCCAGCAAAAUCACUCGCGCUACCUUGGAGGAGCUUCUCGCCCAGUACGAGGCUCGCAUCACCAAGCCGAUCACUGAUGCAAUUAGCAUCGCUAACAUCGCCUUGAGUGAAGUCAAUACCUUGAUCGUCCAUGGAGGUGCUGUCAGAACUCCAUUCGUCGGAAGGAAGAUCGAAGAUAUCAUGGGAGGUGCUGAGAAGAUCUCUAAGCAAGUCAAUCCUGAUGAGUCAGCUGUUCUUGGAGCUACUUUCAAGGGUGCUGCUGAGAGUGGCGCUUUCAAGGUGAAGGAGAUCCGAACCCAGGACCUUGGUGCAUUCGGUGUCUCUAUCAAGUACAAAAAGGAUGCAGAGGCAAGGAAAGGUAUGUGAUAGUGGGUGAACCUUAUAAGGAAGAUCGAUCGUCGCUAAUACCUCUAUAGAGACCGUCCAACAAAUCUUCCCUUUUUACUCCAAGAUUGGCAAUGAGAAGACCAUUCCUUUCUCUCGUAACUCGGAGUUCACUUUUAGCACUCUCUACAACCUCCCUCCUAGGAUCAACGACCCUAACCAAAAACCUGGGCAGGAAUUGCUCGAGACUAUCCAGACAUCCAACCUUACCGACUCUGUCAAGAAGCUUCAAGAAGACUUUGGAUGUGCGGAGAAAGAUAUUGUUACCAAAUUCGGCAUUGUGCUCAACCCUAAAGACUCUCUCCCAAAGGUCAUCAGAUUUUGGGUCGAAUGUGGGGUUGAGACUGCUCCCGAAGCUCCAAAGAAAGACGCCAGCGGCGCCUUUGAGGAUGUCAAGGGCUUUUUCGGCUAUGGAAAGAAGGAUAGUGAGCAGAAAGUUUUGAAGGACGAAGACCCGUCGUCGUCGUCAUCAUCUACCUCCACCAAGUCCUCAUCAACUUCAUCGUCGGCAACCCCGAAAUCGACUAAGUCAGCGGAUUCAGAGCCCAAGGCCGUCAGGAGAAUUGAGAAGAUUCCUGUCAAGUAUACCAUUACCAAGGGCGGAUUCCCCAACAUUCCGGAAAAAGACAAGAAAGCUUUGAUCCUGAAGUGAUUCCGUCCCUCUAGCCUACUAAUAAUAUUACUUGUUUACUGACAUUCACCUAGGAUCCGCGGUUUUGACAAGAACGACAAAGAGCGUAAGAAUCUUGAGGAAGCCCGUAACAACCUUGAAGCGUAUACCUACCGCGCCAGAGGUUAUUUGAGUGACGAUGCAUUCAUCGCCGUCUCUACCGAAGAGCAGCGUGAGAAAUUGGACGUCAUGAUUAGCGAGGCCAGCGAUUGGCUUUAUGGUGAUGGAUAUGCUGCUGGCCUUAAAGAAGUCCACCAAAAAAUCAAGCAGCUUGAGGCUCUUGAAGCCCCCAUUUCUAAAAGAAAGACAGAGAAGGAUAGCCUACCGGAGGCUCUCAAAGGUCUUAACAGUAUCCUUACCUCCAUGGAGGGUUUCAUCGAGCGUGAGGAAUCCCUUGCCGAGGCACAAUCCGACGAUCACUACUCAUUCGACUUGGAACCGUUGAAGAAAGCCUAUGAGAAAGGGAGAGCCUGGGCUGAAGAGAAGAGCGCUGCUCAGGAGAAGCUCCAGCCCCAUGAGGACCCCGUAACAACCUCUGAGGAGGUCACCACUAAGGCUAAGGAGCUUACCACUGAGCUCAUCACUUCGAUUCAUACAAAGAAGGAGCUUGAUGACAUGAGGGUGAGAAGUCUGAAGAAGGCAGCAGCAGCAGCAGAGAAGGAGGCGAAGGAAGCCGAGGCAAAAGCAAAAGCUGAAGCUGAGACCGCUGCGAGAGAGGAAGACGAGGCGGUGGGUGAGACUGAGUCAGAGGAUGAGGCAGAGGAUGAAAUCAAGCCCGAGUCUGGGGAGAAGACUGAGAGGGUCGAGGAGAGGGUCGGGGAGGAGAAGGUCGAGGAGGAGAUUGAGGAACGGAAACGUGAUGAACUGUAGAUGAAAUUAGAAUUAAACAAUGUCUGCUUUUUUUGUAUGUUUAUGUUUACUAUCUUAUAUCCUGUGUGGAAAAUUGCAGAUAAAUAUAUCGUGUUUGGUUUUAGGGCAGCGCCCCCUUCACCCUAGGAUUCGGAUGCCCAUUUUGUGCCUUUCUGAAGGUAUUAUAGAGGAUCCAAAGAAAGAGGGAUAGCAAAGGGGGUCAAGUCGCAACUCUAGUGAAUGAUUGUAAUGACAGGUUUUAGGGGUAACAACUGCUCAACGAGUGGGCUUACCAGCGAUAGGGAGAAUCCUGUCAGAACCCGAAUAAAAGUAGAGGGGCCAAAAACCAGCUCACAGGCCUACCAACACACCAAACCAGGCCUCCAAAGAUCUCAUUAUAUUAUCGAGGUGUAUGAGAAUAGGUCUCUGUAGGGCGGGCCAGCGCAGAUUUUGAUAUCGAGUGGGUGCGGGAAGGGAAACUGGUAAUACCUGCUGGAUAUCUCCUGACAGAGUCUUGGACAUGUUUGCUCCCUGGAGCCAUCCGUGAAGUAUAAGUAGCGGGAAAAUCCCCUCAAUACAAAACUCCUUCUUUCACUGUUUUCCUCUAUUCCCGGUUCGUGCCUCCUUGGUUUCGCCAAAUCACCCCCUUACCAAUUUAAUACUAACUUGCCUCUGCAAAGAUUAGAUGAAGGGGGAAUUUCUAUUAGAGCAGUAAACAUCUGCUCCAUUUUAUCUUUCAACCAUUCAAUCUCCCUCCUCAACCCUCUCGAUCUCCCGUUUGGGGGUGCUCGUUUGUUUGUUUUAUGAUAUCAUAUUGGGCUUUAGCACCUUUACCCUAGCUCUAUAUUAUAUUCUUACGGGUCAAUCACAUUGCUUCGAAGUGAUGAAUGCCUGACUUAAUCUGCCUAUCUGUUAUACGAACCAAAUCAUUAUUCAUUCGUGUACGACAGUAGUAAGUUUUCUGCAAAAGCAUAUACUCUGUACAUUCCAAGAUUCCAUUACUGUCCUUACGGUCCGGAAGGAGGGGCUGUUCAAGAGGGGAGGGCUUGGAGUCCAUUACUUAUGAUCGUGAGGCAAGGUCUGCUACUUACCACCUCACUCGGGAGUGGAAACUUUGCCAAACCGAACUCUGAACUAGCCAAUGACAGUAUCUGUCAUCUCCUUGUCACAUGUAUUACGGGAGACUCACCAGCUCCGGGUCAGGGAUAAGGGGUGAUAAAGAUCCUGCUACUAGUCCUAAACGGAUGUAAGUUGCGGUACCGUAAGAACUCAAAUACAAGAGAAAUGUGCUAGGACGUUGGAAUUCCCCUUCUCGACAAAGCGUGGGAAAACCACCGCAAACUCAGCCCUCAGCUAAGACAAAACAAAAGGAAUAUACACGGCGCCAUACUAGGAGAGGCAACUGCAACGUCCUAGCACAUUUCUCUUGUAUUCGAGUUUUUACGGUAAUGCUCCCGAUGCUGUCAGAGAAGUACUCACCAAAAUCGAAAGUCUGUUCCCGACCUCUACCCAGGCGCCAACGACCGAACCACACCCUACUUUUUUAUUUCAGGCUUACCUCUCAUAACCUCUCACAACCGAAGUGCAUGGAAUGGCACGCGGAUAGUGGGUGUUAGUCAUGCAUAUUAAGUCGUUCUUAUCCCAUAAGUUAGUUCUUAGAAGCAAGAACACCCCUCUGAACAUCUUACUUGAGUAGUCUCCCACAGCGUUCUAGAACAAGUGGAUGUGCAUGCACUUGUCGUCACUCAUAUGGACAUUUGCAAUCUUUUUAUGUGUAUUGUUAUAGACUCGUGAAUGGUUUCUAUUGGUGGAAUGGCAGUAUUUAAAGGGGCAGAUUAACACCCUUAGUUUUGGAAGAAGCGGGAAGGAAGACGUGAAGAAAAAGAGAAGAGAGCACAGGAGCUCAAACAAGUUUCAGAGAGGCACGAACAUUACCGAAUAGCCUAACUGAUAAUUUAUGCCUUUACCCUCCUCCAUCUUUACAACGGUUGUGACCAAUUUGAUUCUACUAGACCAUGGGGGUAAGAGAUGGUUGGUUUAAGCAACAAUUAUUCAUGGUGAGUUAUCCUCCGGACACCAAUAUAAUCUCCACCAACAACCCACCACAGAACGUUCAAGCCUUCCAAGCCUCGAUAUAUUUAUUUAUUUGUAACUGUACAAGUAUACUGCGCAACAGCCGAACCGGCCUGUGCACCCAAGCCAGGUCGCAGUACCUUCCUAAUUAAGUGCAGAUUGAAUCUAAGCCCAAUUUUGGCAACCAGGGCCCCGAAAGCACGACCAAUGGCAUGCUCUUGUGUAUCCAUUUUCGGGUUUUACCUUUGGCCAAAAUGUUAUCGCUACAGUCGACUAGCCUAAACUUUGUAAACUGUCAUAUGAGUGCAGUUUUGGGAAAAUAAUAAAAAUCGUUAUCAUGUGCAAGUUUCCCCGUCUUUCCUAAAACUGCACCCAUGUUAUGUAAAUACAGAUAUGUAGUUAAUAACUGGUCUUACAGAAACAUAUCAGAAUUGAAUAUGUUUAAAGAAUUAAAAAAAUUUAAAUUAAAAAAUUUAAGGCCCUGCACGGCAUGCC
Tuber aestivum (summer truffle) is the source of this 7826-nucleotide messenger RNA. The record is from the annotation of a GenBank genome assembly. Lineage: Eukaryota; Fungi; Ascomycota; Pezizomycetes; Pezizales; Tuberaceae.